Molecule: messenger RNA, 846 nt
Organism: Asparagus officinalis (garden asparagus)
Lineage: Eukaryota; Viridiplantae; Streptophyta; Magnoliopsida; Asparagales; Asparagaceae
Product: 11-beta-hydroxysteroid dehydrogenase 1B-like
Exons: 5
Coding region: 1-846 (281 amino acids)
Source: RefSeq, a predicted model, not a curated record
AUGGAUCUAGUAACAAAUCUCACAAACUUAAUUGCAACUCCAACAAUCCUUGCAAUCCUCUUAUUCCUUCUCCCGCCUCUCUAUCUCUACAAAACGUUUCUUUCUUUCUUUUCUUCGCUUUUCCCCGAAAACAUGUCCAACAAGGUUGUUCUCAUCACCGGUGCCUCCUCCGGCCUUGGCGAGCAAAUGGCUUAUCAGUAUGCUAAGAAGGGAGCCAACAUGGUUUUAGUGGCAAGAAGAGAGAACUCGCUAAAAGAGGUGGCUGAAAAUGCGAAGGCUCUUGGAGCUCCCGAUGUUCUGCAUAUUCCCGCUGAUGUUGCAAAGCCCGAAGACUGUCGAAGGUUUGUGGAGGCUACCGUUAGCCGUUUUAGCCGAUUGGACCAUCUUGUGACUAAUGCAGGCAUUGUCAAUCUUUGCGCGUUUGAAGAAGUUACUGAGAUCACCAAUUUUAAUCAGAUUAUGGCUAGUAAAGCUGCCAUGAUCAGCUUCUAUGAGACUCUGCGAGCUGAGUUUGGGCCGGAGGUGAAGGUCACUAUCGCAACACCAGGUGGUUGGGCCCAGCUCGGCCCGUUCCCUGUGUGGCAUAAGGAGAACUGUGCGAAGGCCAUAGUAGAUGCAGCGUGCCGCGGUAACCGCGUGAUGACUGACCCCACAUGGUUCCGGGUGUUGUUUAUGUGGAAACUGUUGGCACCGGAGGUGAUGGAGUGGUUUAUGCGUAUGCUGUUUGUGCCCGGACCGGGGAAAUCUCAUGAGGAAACCUGGAACAAGUAUAUGUUGGAUAUAACAGGGUCUAAAAGUGUUAUUCACCCUCCUGCUGUUCAAUCUGGCGAAGUGAAGCAGGAUUGA